Molecule: messenger RNA, 465 nt
Organism: Tilletiaria anomala UBC 951
Lineage: Eukaryota; Fungi; Basidiomycota; Exobasidiomycetes; Georgefischeriales; Tilletiariaceae
Exons: 2
Coding region: 91-369 (92 amino acids)
Source: RefSeq, a predicted model, not a curated record
GGCUAACACGGAUUGGCUAUCCGUCGUUCAGCGGUCGAAUUUGGAAAGACAUGCAGCGAGCGUCAGGGAUGACAAUGUCAUUCGGCCAACAUGACGGUAUAUAUUCGAUCCACACUUCGUCCAGUUUCCUUUCCAAUUCUUUCCCUCACCACCAUUGCUGUCUGUCUCGUUCUGUUGUCCUCCUCGUCAACCCCUUUCAUUCCUCCGUCUCUCCCCUCCUCUCAACUUGGGCCUGGUGCUCAUCAUACCCUAUCCGCCUUAACAGCUAAGCAACCACUUUCAUUUUGGCUUCGCACACCCUCUCGCAUUCCAAGGACCCUCGCUCUUCCAUCUCCCCCCCACAGCGACUGGCUUCGCUGCCCUAUUUGACUCGAGCGGUCCAAUUUUUCCAACAGCUAAGCCUCCUAUCCGAUCCUCCCUACCGCCCCAAUACCCAAGUCUCUGGAGAAUUGACAAUCUCAGGUC